Molecule: messenger RNA, 615 nt
Organism: Acaulospora colombiana
Lineage: Eukaryota; Fungi; Glomeromycota; Glomeromycetes; Diversisporales; Acaulosporaceae
Source: the annotation of a GenBank genome assembly
AUGUGUGGUGUAACAGAUGUCGGUUGGUCAAGGGAUUUAUUCUACCUCGACUUAUCAGAACCUUUUGAGGGCUCCUUGCCAUCGCUUGUUGAUAUUCCAUCUCAAUUGCCUGUAGAUGGGGCGUUUGUAACAGCAAGUACAGGUGGUUCCGAUAAUUCAACGAUAUUCAUAUUCGGUGGUCUAUUAACUUAUGUUGUAAAUGGAAGUGCUGAUAAUAGUGAUCUUGUUUUUACAUUUUCGACCUCUCAAAACAUAUGGGAAACGCCUUCUAUUAGCGGAACGUCACCUACACCAACUCCACGUGUAGCCGUAAAAUCUGUGAUAGAUAAAUAUGGGAAUAUGUAUUUAUUUGGUGGAGAUGGUGGAGGUGGUGUAGUGACAUAUAGUGAUAUUUAUAUACUAAAUACAAUCGAUUUAACGUGGUCAUAUGGUGGUAGUGUAAAUACAACACUUAGAAGGACACUCGCCACCGGUGUCUUACUAAAUAGCGGUGAAAUCCUAUAUAUUGGUGGAUAUACUGAUGGGUUCAAAGCAGUCGACAUCAAUACAGUAAGUAGACAGAUACUGCAACACACGGUCAUGAUAGAUAUUCAUAAGCAAACUAAUAUUUUAUAA